Messenger RNA from Salmo salar (Atlantic salmon), 4681 nucleotides. NCBI's taxonomy places the organism in Eukaryota, Metazoa, Chordata, Actinopteri, Salmoniformes, Salmonidae. The record is from RefSeq and is a predicted model, not a curated record.
CCCUGGCUGUAGAGAGAAGCAGACAGACAGAGAGGAGGGAGAGACAGACUUCAUCACUGACUCCAGAUCUGAGGAGAAACUCAUCUGAAGAACCACUCACACCAAUGUAAAGAGGUGACUGUGACCUCCUCAGACCAAUUGGCAGAACAGCCCGUGCAAUAACAGCCUGUCACCUGCAGGAACCAACCCUAGCAACCAUGCCUAUGUAGCUUUUUUGUGUGGCGGUAGAGGUAGAGAACUGGUAGAGAACUGGUAGAGGUAGAGGUAGAGAACUGAAGGGAUGGCCCCUUCAGAGCUCCUGUCAGACUUGUACUUAAAUUUGUUGAAACCUCUCUGGAUCUAUAUUAAUAAAGAACAAUCAUUUAAGUUUGACUACCUGGUGGUCAUUUCCUAUGACAGUUCUGGCAUCACAAACAGGAUGAUUGAUUCUGCGCAUUCUAUGGGAAGGCAUGAGGGAAUUUCUCAUCUGACGAAAAGACGAUUAGGACCCACCCAAACCAUACCUUGACUGUGAACUGCCCGGGAGGAGACAUAUCAUAACUGAACAAUAGAGGGACACAUCUACUGAAUUUUCAGGGUUCUGUCUACCACCGCCCAUCUGAUCUAUAGGUAGUGAGCAUUGACUAAUGUUAUCUAGGGGUUAGGAGAGAAUGGAGAAAAUCUUGCAACACUCAGGAAGAGUGUAGAGGCAGAGGAAGAGGCAGAGGAAGAGGAAGAGGCAGAGGAAGAGGCAGAGGAAGGGGUAAUACUGGAUCAAAGACCGACAUUGGACACAUGAAAGGAGCUGCACCUGUUGUCGUUAUUGCAAAAGGCACCCACAGACCUUAUAAAGCUUAGUACCCUCUUAGCAAAGAAGCCGAAAAGGGUAUCAUUGCCAUUCAUAGUGCGUUAGUUGAAAGAGGCGCUCUGGUUCCCUGUCCGUAUUCGCCCUGUAACACACCAAUUUUAUCUGUUAGGAAAACCAUCUGGUGAUUAUCGUUUUGUGCAAGACCUUAGACUUGUAAAUGAUGCUGUACAUGCUAGAGCAGCCCUGGUGCUUAUUUUAUCCCAGGUGCCUCCAGGUAGUUGUUGUUUUUCAGUAAUUGAUUUGGUGAAUGCUUUCUUCAGUAUCCCUGUGGCUGAAGAGUCACAGGAGUUGUUCUCGUUUACUUUUCUUGGUAAAAAAAAAUUGACAUGGACCUCAAGGCGAUGUUGAAUCACACGCCAUCUUUGCCCAAGAAAUGGCUCGAAACCUUGAGGGUUUUGUUGCCCCUGGUGGAAGUAUUUUGGUUCAAUAUGUUGAUGAUUUGUUGGUUUGCUCACAGUCAUAAAAUAUAUGUCACGAGGAUACUUGUGCAUUGUUGAUUUUAUGGGCAGAAAAUGGUCAUAAAGUUUGGCCCGCUUUAAUAAAUGGACUUAAUAAAGGUAUCACUAGUCACUUUAAAUAACGCUACUUUAAUAAUGUUUACAUAGCCUACAUUACUCAUCUCAUAUGUACAUGCUGCUCUAUACCAUCUACUGCAUCUUGCCUAUGCCGCACGGCCAUCUCUCAUCCAUAUAUUUAUAUGUACAUAUUCUUACUCAUCCCUUUACAUUUGUGUGUAUAAGGUAGUUGUUGUGAAUUAGUUUUAUUACUUGUUAGAUAUUACUGCAUUGUAAUGCAGUAACUAGAAGCACAAGCACAAGCACAAGCACUCGCAUUAACAUCUGCUAACCAUGUGUAUGUGACCAAUAAAAUUUGAUUUGAUACAAUUAUGCCGGAGCUUCUUUAAAUAUUUGGGUCAUGACAUUACUUCUGAGGGUCACAGCCUCUCCAAAGAUAGAUUAGAGGCUAUUAAAGCUUUGCCUAAACCUGUCACCAAGCAGCACAUGAUGUCUUUGUUGGGUGUGUGCUGGUUACUGUUGUCCGUGGUUGAAGGACUAUGCAGAGAUAGUUCAACCGCUGCAGGAUUGUAUUAAUGGGAGAAAUAUGGAGGCGAGUGAAGUUGUGGUCUGGAGUGAUGAGGCUGAGGUGGCAUUGAUAAAAUUGAAACAAACAUUAAUAUCUAGCCCUUUCUUGGGCUUGCCAGACCAUACUAAACCGCUCCAACCCUUUGUAUCAGAGACGGGUUGGUUUCAUGUCAGCAGUUUUGACACAGUAUUAUGGGAUAUAGACCUGUUGGUUAUUAUUCUAAAAGACUGGAUACUGUGAUCAGAUGGAAUGGUUUCCUGUUUGAGAUUUGUAGUGGCUACUACUGAGGCUGUUUUGGCAUGUUCUGAUAUUGUGGCAAUGUCUCCUUUAACAAUACCUUACACGGGCAAAAAACACCUCAUUUGACACAUGCGAGACUCCUAGACUAUCAGAACAUAUUGUUGACAAUGUCCCAUGUUACUCUGAAAAAAAGUACAAUUCUUAACCCUUCAACACUUCUCCCUACAGCAGAUGCCGGUGAAGACCAUGACUGUGACCUAGCCAUUGACGUUGACUGUAGCCCUAGGUUGGACUUGAGAGACACCCCGUUAGACUAAUGACUAAUACACCUUUUCCCCAGAACAGGUUGUCCCUGCAAGGAAUGGAGGAAGACAUUGUAGAGAAUUGUGUCCCCCUUAACAGUGUUCUUAAGACUCUUUUCCCACGGGUGAAGGUGUCUUUGCCGAACCUAGCAGGUGGAGCUGAGCACUGUUUGAACCCAGGUGAUUCCGUGGUGGUCAAAGACUUCGGGAGAAAGAGUUGGAAGGACCCCCGUUGAUAUCAAGUUCUUCAGACCACCCCCACUGUGGUGAAGGUUGCAGAGAGCGAUACCUGGAUCCACGUGUCGCACUGCAGACAAGUUCCUGAUCCAGGAAAAGAUGAGGCCUCGCCAGUUCUGCCGGUGCCGUGUGGCCCUCCUCUGCAUUAGCACAGGAAUGCUAAUAGGAACAGUAGGCUGUCUUCUUGUAGGAAACCCGACAGAGGGUCAGAUGAGUCCUGAGCCAAAGGGGCCAACACAGCCCUGGAGUAGUGGCCCAGAAGUAGAUGGUCACCGUAGAAGGAGAGCCCUGCUGGGCCUUCACAACCAUGAGGACAAUUUGUUCUUAUCUAGAGCACAAAUGGUUGCCAACCUGACAUCCAAAGGAAAGGACUGUUGGGUGUGUGGGUUGAGUCCGGUGAAGGUAGGGGCAGGCUUCCCCCUUGUAGGAGUCCCAAUAGGGGUGAACUUUACUAUAGCAUUGGCAGGAAAAAUACCUUUUAAUACUAUGACCAACAAUGUUAAGGUAUAUAAUCAACCCAAUAUAUUCUGUUAUGUGAGACCUGAUAAUGUCUCACUCCCGCCCAUUUCAGUGGCUAGGGUGGUGACUGCCCCUUGGUGUAUUAGAGGAUAUGGAGAUCACUAUUUGGGUGAAUUCAAAUGUAAUUGUACAAUGCAUAUUAAUGGAUCAAAUGCUUGCAAUUUAAAGGUGAUACAGGAGAAUGGUCAGGUUGAUAAGGAACCGUUUACAAUUUGGUUUGACAAACAUAGAACAACUCUGAGAGGAGCCCCUAAUGGCACCUACUGGUUGUGUGGUAAGACAGCUUAUUAUAACCUUCCCCUGAACUGGGGAGGUACUUGUACUGUUGGGUUUGUGGUGACAGCAAUGAGAACCGUUCCAAACAAUGACAAGAAUCUGAAGGCUCUCUUUAGAGACUACAGACCUCCUGGAAUGAGGAGAGAUAAGAGGUCUCUGGCUGACAUCACUCACACUCAGGCACCUGCCUCCAGGUUCUUUGACGGGUUUUUCCCUGGGUAUGGAGUUGCAGGUGCCCUAGACCAAAUUCGUGAUAUCUCUAGACACGUAGAGAAAUUUGGCAAUGCUACUCGAAAUGCCCUGGAACAAUUGAAUAGGGAACUAAAAGAAUUGGCUGAAUUGACUCUUCAAAACAGAGAGGCUCUUGACUAUCUUUUGGCAGCUCAAGGGGGCACUUGUGCAAUCAUUGGCGAUGAAUGUUGUACUUUUGUCCCAGGUCGCUCAUCUAAUGUGACUGAUCUUGCCGAAUACAUUGCCACUGUUGCUAAAAAUAAUUCCCCACAACUAGAAUGGACGCUUACAACUUGGUUGGAAUCCCUGUUUGGAAGUUGGGGAUCUCAAAUUGCCCAAUGGGCUGCAGCGUGUGUUUUUUGCUUAGUCUGCAUAAUUGUAUUAUUAACAUGCUGUAAGGCUAUCUAACAUGCUGUAAGGCUGUAAGGCAUGCUCCCUGGCUAAUAAGGUCUCAGCAGGAAUCAUGUUUAAUGGUCCUCAAGAGGAUGGUGAACUGCCGAUGCUGGAUGAGCUUCCCUUUCCCACUGUAGAUAUAGACAAUGAGUAAUAACUGAAGGUUGUUUUUGUUUGACAAGUUUAGAAGGUUUAAAGUUGAGUUAAUCAUCUAUAUUUACACCAUUGUGGUAAGGGCUAUGGAAACAAUGGUUAAACACUGAGCUACAAAUCCCUUGUUUAUGUGUGUGUAUUUUUUGAUAGAUUCACUCCCGUUGAUAGAAGUAUAACCUUGACUGUAGAUUUUAGCUUUAUUAUGAUGAUAGUAUUUCCGUAAAUGAACUUGUGUAAUGAAGCAUGUGUGUAACUGUAUGAAGCGAAGGUCUUAAUUUAAACCAUUCUACUACAAUGGUUUUACAAGUGUUAGACUUAUGGAAUACGGAUAAGUUAUUAUUUAGAUUGUACAACCCAGAAUGAAGGGUUUGAAAGGAUAAAGUGCCAUUUUAUGAGUUGA